UUCAAAAUAUUGCAAUUUUCAGAAAGAGCUCAUCGUCAACUUUUGGAAGUUCUGAAUUUGUUAAUGCACAUUUGUUUGAUUCCUUGAACAGCGCCGCUGAAAUUUUCAUCAAAUCGAUCACUGCUGUAAACUGUAAACACAAUCUGUUCGACUUUCCGAGGAUUGUUUAUGGUCUGCUUUCGCAGUGUCGUAUCACUCGUAUGCUUCGCAGUUCGCAUGUUCUCCUGAGUUUUUGAGUUUCGAAUUGAUAGCUUGUUGUUGUUUUGUUGGAAUCAGCUUGAUAACUUUUGGUUCAUGAUUGAUUUAGUUUGUGACGGCCGUAAAGGUACUGUCGGACUUUUGACGAAAUCGAUCGGAUCGACUGCAUUGCGCCGUGGACACUGUUAAUUUUGUUGUUACUUAUUCAUCUCGGAUUCUUGCAUUCUGGUUGCUCUAGAAUGGAGACUCAGCGGAACUUACGGACAUUCGUUACGUCGCGCAAAACCAGCGCUACAAGUUCCAAAAAUGCUGCCGUUGAGAAACUCGGCUCUUCCAAAGUACUGCAGCACUCUGAGAUUAGCACGCCUAAAACAGUUGAUCUACGGCAGCCACGUAAAACCACGGGAUCGAAAGAAAAACCAGCAUCUGCGAAGCCAGUGAUCACAACUCAGCCGCGCUCGAAACAGGCUGCUUCCACCAGUGUUUCGAUUUCUGGUGCGAAAGAUGCCUUGUCGGCACCAGCCAGGUCCAAGCCAUCGAAAACGAUGACACUGAUUGAAUUCCAAAAACUGCGACAGCAGGCUGGUGCGUCAGCCAUGAAAGAAUUUCAAGCCAGCUGCGAUAAACUGGUUAAAACACCGGAGAAACUACAGAAAUCUCCAUUUUACAGUCCUGUUAAACAUCAUGUCAGCACCGCGGAAGUUACGCAGAAUAUUCGUGCACGUCGACAGCUUAAUUUUGGAGCGACACCCAAAGAACAGCUGACUGCUCCGCUGUCAAGCCCAGCAAAAAAGCUGAUCGACAAAGAAACUGUUUUAGACGCUGCGACACCAUGGGAAAUAAGUUUAACACCCGAAAGCGCUUCUGAAGAACAGGAGAAAAUCUCGAAAGAUGAAAUCCGUUCGGAGUUACCGUCAAACGAUGCUGUUGUUGUGGAAGAGCGUCCGAAUCUGUUGGAUUCCCCGUUUAAACAAAAAUUACGUGCUGAAAGUGAUUUGAAUAUUCUUCCCUCCACCAGCGUAUGUCGAACACCGCAAAAGACACCGAAAAAAGAUGCGUCUCUCUCGCCAACAUCCAUGCUGUCACCAGGGAAGAUGGUCAGUUUGUUUAGUCCACAGAAAGGAUUUUUUCGCCGGCCAGUGAAAACGGCAGCGGAUGUGCACAACGAAGCGGCAAGCAGGGACGGUUCCGGGAUGUUGGACGCGGAAGCCGUGCGUCUCCGGAUCACGCCUGAUGGGAAACAGGGAAUGAAGCGAAAAGUUGACGAAGUACUGGAGGCAACGCGAGCAGCCAGGAAAAAACUGGCAUUGGUUAAGGAGGAGCGACAGGGUCUGUUGUAUCGAUUUGCUACGUCCAGCACUAAUGCACCGGUAUACAUAACACAAGCGGAGCAUACCAAACCGGCAACGGAAAGUAAGGAGCCGCCACUGCCACCGAAAAUCAAACUUCUUGAUGAACUCUUCGAACGAGCGGAUACCAUCAUUUGUACUUAUGCGAACCGGGCGCAGUCCUGUUGCUUUGAAAGACUGCGCAACGAUCUGCUGAACUGGAGAAAAGAGCCGAUAACGUAUGCAUCCCUUGGACACUUGAUGCAUUUUUACCCGGAGGCGUAUGUGGUACGACUGGAGCCGAGAUCCACUCUGUUAUCGUGUCCCGAUAAUUUAUCUGGAAAUGCCCGCUGGAAGAGCGUGAAAGAGCACUACGCGGUGUAUGUCCGCGAUGAUACGAAGCCGGUUCUGCCUAAUGAAGAGCUGCUUGUGUCGGUCAAGAUGGAUCCCUUUGCCAGAGUGCGGAGAAAGAAACGAUUCCAUGAAAUCCUUAUGAGUUAUGCAGAGCAGCAACAUAGAAGCUUCUUAGCGGGAUUGCAUUUUGUCUUGCCGGAUGGCGUGAAAGUGACCAACUGGGAUCCUCGAUGGGAUCUGAACAGUGUGCAGUUGCCAGAACCGGCUAAAUUGCCGGACUUUUCAAAACCAACGGAGCCGAGGACAUUUGAACAAGCAUUUAAGCUUACCGAACAGAUAAUUGCUCAGCGAAAUAAACCAAUGUUCGCUCCGGAUACAAAGCAACCGACUGAUAACGCCGGUACUGCAAAAGUGAGCGUUUCUGAGACACCUGUGGAUGAGAAGAUUUUCGAGCAUCCUAGCUUCCGCUACAUGGACGAGGCCACCAAGGCGCGGGUCAGAGAGGCCGAGAUGAAAAAGCGAUUGAAUACUGUAGUCAAAGAUCCGCUUGUGGAAAACCGGAAGCGCCGGCUAGAAAGGAUGGUGUCAAUGGCGCGCAUACUUUCUGGAAAAUUCAGCUCGGAAAGGAAGAUAACGUUUGAGGAAAGCGAUAUCUUGGAUACGAUGAGGCGCAGUCUCGGAAAUGCUCUUACGCCAGAUGAACUGGCGCAGCAUUGGGAUCUUUUUGUGGAAAUUUACGUGAAUGCCGAUUGGAUUUUUCGAUUCAAAUGUGAUGGAAAAUAUUUCAUCCGCAAGAAAAAUUUAGAUUUCGGUAUUUUACAAAUGGAAGAGAUUGUGCAACGGGAAACUGCAAAACUGUCCACGUAAAUUUCACGAUAAUCGUUUGGUGAUUUGAUGAUGAAUGCAUGUAAUGCUCGCUUUUGUUUUACUGGUUUUGUUAGUAGAGAGGUUAAAAUGGGAAAUGAUUGUUGUCUGUGCUGGACGUCCAUCCAGUUUGUUGUUGUUAAAAAAUAACCUGAUUUACGUGAAAAUCCCUAAAGACAA
Molecule: messenger RNA, 2924 nt
Organism: Paramacrobiotus metropolitanus
Lineage: Eukaryota; Metazoa; Tardigrada; Eutardigrada; Parachela; Macrobiotidae
Exons: 7
Coding region: 438-2747 (769 amino acids)
Biological process (GO): DNA replication preinitiation complex assembly; regulation of DNA-templated DNA replication initiation; mitotic cell cycle
Cellular component (GO): nucleus
Molecular function (GO): DNA binding; DNA polymerase binding
Source: RefSeq, a predicted model, not a curated record